AUGGAUGGUGAUGACCGACCUGAGCCUAUGGCUCCGUGCCUCCAACUAGGCACAUUCGCAAAGCUGCCAACAGAACUUCGCUUUCUCAUAUGGGAGUAUCUUUUCAGCGAAAUCCACAAAAUUCCCGGUGCCUUAUCCAUUCUUUACUGCAGUCGCCAUCUCUACAAAGAGGUUUCAAGUCUCCUUUACCAUGGGAUCACGCACAUCAUCAAAAUAUACGGUGUUUACAACAGCCGAAGAUGGCUGACGGUCCACUUGAUGUCACGAAGGCUGGCCCUCGUGUGGGAUCUGAAGGACGUCGAAACUGCCCGAAGACACCUUCACAACUUCCCUCACGCGAGAACCCCCCGCAAACAAAUUGUGGUCAACAAUUUUCCAUCGCAAGACGACCCUGGUCAGAUUGUGCAGUUGUGGCAGAGGAUUAACCAAUUCAUCGACAUCAUCAAAAAGUUGCCCUUUGUGCCACACUUAAGAGUGAUGUUAGAGAAAUCAUGGUACCGCGAAGGAAAGCCGAUCGAGAGCAUCAAGUACCCUACCGGUUGUCGUCCCGACCAAGACAUCGUGGUCAUGUCUUUUUUGCGCCUCUCGGAUUGGUGCUUUUCUGUGUCGCCUCAAUAUGGUACUAUGAUCACCAACGAACCGGACUUGUCAGACGCUUCCCUCCUCCACAAGACCAUAAAGCAAGUCGACUCGAACAAAUGCUAUCGCAUCAAAUCCAAGUCCGGGAACUUCCACGGUGACGAAUGGCUGGCCGACACCCGGCUUUUCCUUGACCGAAAGCUGGACGUGAUCCCCGGCCCCUCGGCUCCGUUUCUUCGCUUGGAGCGAUUCCAGCACUGGUAUGUGGAUGGCAACAGCUGGACAUCAGCAUAUGAGAGAGAAACAACUGAUCACGGAUCUUCGCACCAAUUACCAGCUGGUUCUGAAGCAUGA
Messenger RNA from Penicillium alfredii, 933 nucleotides. RefSeq lists its product as uncharacterized. The coding region runs from base 1 to 933 and encodes 310 amino acids. The record is from RefSeq and is a predicted model, not a curated record. The transcript has a single exon. Lineage: Eukaryota; Fungi; Ascomycota; Eurotiomycetes; Eurotiales; Aspergillaceae.